This is a messenger RNA of Lathyrus oleraceus (garden pea), 1356 nucleotides long. RefSeq lists its product as uncharacterized. NCBI's taxonomy places the organism in Eukaryota, Viridiplantae, Streptophyta, Magnoliopsida, Fabales, Fabaceae. The coding region runs from base 1 to 1356 and encodes 451 amino acids. The transcript has 4 exons. The record is from RefSeq and is a predicted model, not a curated record.
AUGGAAGAUGUUGAAGCCUCUGAAACCUAUAAUAUACCUAGGUAUGUCACUACAUUGAGUAAAUCUAGCAUGAUCAUUACGAACAGAGACAAUGUAGAUAGGAAUAUUUGUCUAUUGAUCUCUCAAGUUUUGCAUAUUGAACCCAAGAUUGGUGUCGUGCCGGAUGUCUCCACAUCUUUGGCCCAACCUGAUAACAUUACUGAAACCCCUCUAGAUAAUUCUGAUGUUAAUGUGUCUACUCUAUCUCCUGAAAAAUCAAAAGACAAAGAGGAGUCUGAAGGGAUGAGUGGUGAUCUGGCUGACAAAGAUGAAAACUCUACAAAAAAGGAUCAAUCCAGUGUCAUAGUGAAUAUAGAGGAUUUGGACUCUGAUGAUAUGCCUAUUGGUCAAAGACUGGAUCCAGGAAUAACUAAAAGAUGGAGCAAGGUUGUUACUCCUGUUUCUAUGAAGAAAUAUCUUAAGAGGAAGGAAGUUCUAUCUGAGUCUAGUGAAUCUGACCAUGAUGUGGAACACAGUGUUCAGGACAUCGUUUCUACUACCAGAAAAUUAGAACUGAAAAGGGAACUGGGCAAAGAUGUUUUUGAAUGCAAAGAGGUGAUGAGUCUGAUUCAAAAGGUUGGAUUAAUGAAAACUGUAACUGGCUUUGGCAAGUGUUAUGAAAUUUUUGUUAAAGAAUUUAUUGUGAAUAUCUCUAAGGAAUGUGAUAACAAGAGGAGCAAGGAGUUUAGAAAAGUAAAUGAAGAAGAACAAGCUGAAGUGGAAGUCUUUGACAAUGUUAUCUGCAAAGAGAUUACAGUUAAACAAGUAAAGGAAUGGUCUAAGAAAGGGAAGCUAUCAGCAAGUGCUUUGAGUGUGAAGUAUGAUAUACUUCACAGAACUAGAGCUGCUAAUUGGGUUCCAACUAAUCACACUUCCAACAUUGCUUCAGGAUUGGGUAAGUUCAUUUAUAUUCUCGGGACCAAGUUAAGUUUUGAUUUUGGAUCCUGUGUAUUUGAUCAAACUAUGAAGCAUAUGACCUCUUAUGAUGUGAAGGUGUCAAUAGCUUUUCCAUCAUUGACUUGUGGUGUUAUUCUGAGUCAACACCCAAGUAUUUUGAUCAGUUAUGAUAGUAUCUACAAGAGAGACCCUCCACUCUCAUUACAUUAUAGGUUGUUCAUUGGGAAACAUGUUCCAGACAUUAUUAUGACAUCUGGCCAGACAUCUUCUAGGCCUACUACUAGAACAACCAUCCUUGCUGAUCUAAAAAAUACCUGGAAGACCUUGGAUGAAACUAUUAAAAUUUGUACUGAGAGGAAGAGCAGGCUUGAAAUUUUGAUAAAGGCCUUGUCUGAAGAAGAAGGGGGAUUUGAAAGGUGA